UUAACUAUAUGGUUCUUAUUCCCAUCUUUAUUUCUGUGGGUUUGUUUUACUAAAUAAGAGCCUAUAAAUAACUCUCUUCCUUCACCUCUUUUCUACACACAGCUUCUUUGCUACUACUACUCAGCUAACUCCACCUGCUCUUCUAAUACUAUAACUCUCUCUUCUCUUUACGCAAAUAGCAAAGAAUACAGAACAUGGAUUUCAAUUCCAUUUUCUUUCUACUUUUUCUUUCCACUUUCUUGAUAUUUCUUUUCCAUUCUCUUCUCAAAUUCUUUUCUCCCACACGUACUCAACAGAAAUUGCCUCUUCCUCCUGGAACUUUGGGUUGGCCUUAUAUUGGUGAAACUUUCCAACUCUACUCUCAAAACCCAAAUGUCUUCUUUGCCUCAAAGCAGAAAAGGUACGGUUCUGUUUUCAAGACCCACAUCCUAGGUUGUCCUUGUGUUAUGAUUUCAAGUCCAGAAGCUGCAAAAUUUGUUCUUGUAACAAGAGCUCAUCUUUUUAAGCCGACAUUUCCAGCAAGUAAAGAAAGAAUGUUAGGCAAACAAGCCAUUUUCUUUCAUCAAGGAGAAUACCAUACCAAAUUGAGAAAACUUGUUCUUCGUGCUUUCGUCCCUGAAUCAAUCAAAUACAUCGUCUCUGACAUCGAAACAAUUGCCAAAGACGCCUUAAAAUCAUGGGAAGGAAGAAUCGUAAACACUUUCCAAGAAAUGAAAACAUAUACAUUCGACGUUGCACUACUUUCAAUAUUCGGAAAAGAUGAAUUUCAAUACAGAGAAGAUCUAAAGAGAUGUUACUACAUUCUUGAGGAAGGAUACAACUCAAUGCCCAUUAACCUUCCUGGAACACUAUUCCACAAAGCAAUGAAAGCAAGAAAAGAGCUAGCACAGAUCUUGGCAAAAACUCUGUCCACUAGAAGGCAAAUGAAGUUAGAUAGAACUGACUUGCUUGGAUCUUUCAUGGGUGACAAAGAAGGCUUGACUGACGAGCAAAUUGCAGAUAACAUUAUUGGAGUUAUAUUUGCAGCUCGUGAUACUACAGCUAGUGUUCUAACAUGGAUUCUCAAGUACCUUGAAGAAAACCCAAGUGUUCUUGAAGCUGUCACUAAAGAGCAAGAAGAGAUAGUAAAAAGUAAAGAGGAAGGUGAUGAGAACAUCUUUCUCACUUGGGCAGAUACCAAGAAGAUGCCAAUAACUUCAAGGGUUAUCCAAGAAACACUCAGAGUUGCUUCAAUUUUGUCUUUUACCUUUAGAGAGGCUGUUGAGGAUGUUGAGUAUGAAGGAUACCUUAUCCCUAAAGGAUGGAAAGUCUUGCCACUUUUCAGAAACAUUCACCACAGCCCAGAAAUCUUUCCAGAUCCUGAAAAGUUUGAUCCUUCAAGAUUUGAGGUAGCACCAAAACCCAAUACAUUCGUGCCAUUUGGCAAUGGAACACACUCAUGUCCUGGGAAUGAGUUAGCCAAGCUGGAGAUUUUAGUUCUUCUGCAUCAUUUGACCACUAUGUACAGAUGGUCUAUGGUGGGUUCAGAUAAUGGGAUUCAGUAUGGCCCUUUUGCCCUUCCCCAGAAUGGUUUGCCCAUCAAAUUGUCGCAGAAAUUACACUGACACAAGUCAAUCAAAUCAAUGGAAUGCCUUUCUGUUUUCCUCAAAAAAUCAAAGACAAGAACAAGAGAGAGAUUAAAGGAGAAAAUUGUCAAAAUAAUAAUGUUAUAAAAAAUAAAACUCAAGUGUAUAUAAGACUCUCAUAUGGACUAAGAAAUAGAUUCAGAGGCGAAGCCAGAAUUUUAGAUUAAGAAAAAUUUUUCUUUCUUUCUUUCUUUCUUUCUUUUUUGCGCGGUAAGCAAGAGACAAGUUCAAGUCGUGGAUUGAAACCGCAGGACUUGGCACUGCAUACAUUUUAUGUUGUGUUUGUGAUGAUUUAGAAAUUGGGAGAUCAGCAAAAGAUUAGUGGAUGAUGGAAGUGGGUUUUAAUUAUUUUAUCCCAAUUGGGACUGCUUUGUAUUUAACUAUAUAGAUAAUGCUGUAAGGCAAGAUAUGAAAAUUCCAAUGUCAAAUUUUGAUAUAUACAUCUACUUUUUAUC
Messenger RNA from Jatropha curcas, 2080 nucleotides. Its product is annotated as abscisic acid 8'-hydroxylase 1. The record is from RefSeq and is a predicted model, not a curated record. Gene Ontology annotation, biological process: abscisic acid metabolic process; sterol metabolic process. Gene Ontology annotation, molecular function: iron ion binding; (+)-abscisic acid 8'-hydroxylase activity; heme binding. Lineage: Eukaryota; Viridiplantae; Streptophyta; Magnoliopsida; Malpighiales; Euphorbiaceae.